Molecule: messenger RNA, 4199 nt
Organism: Plectropomus leopardus (leopard coralgrouper)
Lineage: Eukaryota; Metazoa; Chordata; Actinopteri; Perciformes; Serranidae
Gene: ptprna
Product: protein tyrosine phosphatase receptor type Na
Biological process (GO): insulin secretion involved in cellular response to glucose stimulus; regulation of secretion; protein dephosphorylation
Cellular component (GO): synapse; secretory granule
Molecular function (GO): protein tyrosine phosphatase activity
Source: RefSeq, a predicted model, not a curated record
UUAUUUCCGCAGUCGUCGUGCAGCCUGAGUCGAUACAUAGGCCUACAGCACGUUACGUGUUCUCACAUCCUCCUCCCCAUCCUCACGCCCCGCCUUUUCACUGUGAGGAAUUAGUUUUUUCAGCCAUUCAUUUAUAUUUUUCCGUCACAUGGGCUCUUUGGGUGCAAUGUGAGCUGUCGACGCUGGCUGCGUCUCGUUUGAAAAUGAUGGGAAUUUAAAAGAGGGACCAGAGCAAAUCGGAACUCCGCAUCUUUCUGUCUGCAUCUCCUCCGCUGUUGGGAGGCUUCAGAGGAGGAUCAUGCAACACCUUAAGCCAUGGCGAGCUCUGCUCCUUUUGACCGUGCUGUGCCAUCCAGGGAUCUCAGAUAAAUACGGCUGCCUGUUUGAGAGGAAACUGUGCACAAGGGAUCAGUUCUGCUUAGAUGAUGGGCUGUUUGGUCAGUGCCGUAGCUCUAAGCAGGACCUGGUCCAGUACCAGGUGUCCGUUCCCGUUCUGAAGAGGAUGCAGGAAGUCCUCAAACAGCUCAUGCUACAAGGUCUUUCCUGGCAAGAUGACAUCACCCAAUACAUUUUAUCAAAGGAGCUGAAGAGAGUUCCUCACACCACUCAACCUUCUAAGCCAAACUCUUCCUCCUCUUCUCAUUCGUCUCCGUCCAAACAGAACAUCCCCCACCACCACAGCUCUAAGUCGGGGUCCGCACCUCCUGGUGGCAACUAUGUGGACUACAUGAUUUUGGAGCCUCCUCAGUCCCCGCUACGCAUGCAGACAGCCUCCAUGGAUCCAUACACAUACCACCAGCAUAGAUAUCAAGAUGAAGUAGAGAGAUCACUCAUUGGUGCAGGAGGUGGUUAUGCCCGCCCCUCCUCAAGGUCCCAAGCCAAUCAGAGAGAGCGAGAGCGUGACAGGCAGCUGCUACAGGAAGCCUUGUCUCUGUACCUUGCAUCUGCACAACCCUCUUAUCGCCACAGAGGAGCUGCGUCAAUGGCUCCUGCAGGUCUGCCUUAUUAUGAGGACCUGGAGCUGGAGAUACCAGUGGACUAUGUGGAAGACUACACGCUAGAGGAGAGACUUGGCACUGCUGGCAGACAACAAUCGCCACAGAAUAAAAAAGUUGUUCAGGACAUCAGCACUCUGUCUGGAAACAACGAUGGCCUGCUGCAGAGGAUGUCAGGAGUCUUGCAGAGGUAUGGAGUUGACCCCAGAGAGCUCAGUCAAGAGCAACUCUAUAAGCUAGCCCUCAUUCUGCAGCUGAUGCAGCCCCAAGACAAAACAGAUCCAAUUGCAAAAGACCUCAUCACCCUCAAGGAGACGCAGCUAUUAAAAACAGACAGUGUGUCCCACAAACCAGAGAAGCCUGCCCCUGUUCCCGGUCCCCCUGACGUCCCUGCUGCCCCCUCGUCUGCCUCAGCCCAAGCUACACCUCCAGCCAACAGCGCCCCCCCUUCUGCCUCCCAGCCUCCGCAGGCAGCUCCUGCUGCAGCUGGACAAGGCUUGAAGGAGACGGGACCGCCACUGGUUGAGGGCACAGGAGCGAAGGAGGAGUAUGGGUACAUUGUCACCAACCAGAGUCCUCUGAGUUUGUAUGAUGGAGUGAAGCUGUUGGAGCUACUGGCUGACAAGAUUCAUCUGACAACCAGCAGCUUCAUCAACAUCAGUGUGGUGGGCCCUGCGCUGACAUUCCGUAUCCGCCAGAAUGAACACAACAUGACGGCUGCAGAGGUGGCUGCUAAAGCUGUAUCUGAGAAAAACUUCCUGGAGUCUGAGACAGGCCUGAAGAUUGUGCAGACUGGUGUGGGAGAGAGGACAGAUGCACGGGGUCUCCCUCAGGUAUCCAGGGUUUCCCAGGGCUCCAGUGGCACAGUCAUCACCCUUGUUUCCAUGGCAGUCGUAGGAGGCGUGCUGGUAUUGGCCAUGGCUGUAGCUUGUCUCAGGCACUACGCUCAGCAAGUGGCCAAUGGCAAGCUUGGACUGGGGCCAGAGGGAGGAGCAGAGACACACUUUGACUACCAGGAGCUGUGUCGGCAGCACAUGGCAUCCAAAUCCUCCCUAUGCCGUCAGGACUGUGUGGGUGGGGUGAGCACCGGCAUGGCGGGUUCCGCCAUUGGCACAGGUGCUGGCGGUCGAAGGGGUACAGACACGUCCCGCGUCAGCAGCGUUUCUUCCCAGUUCAGCGACGGUCCCCAGCACAGCCCGUCCUCCACCCACAGCUCCACCCCAUCCUGGAGCGAAGAGCCAGCCCAGUCUAACAUGGACAUCUCUACUGGUCACAUGAUACUGGCGUAUAUGGAGGAUCACCUGCGUAAUAAAGAUCGCCUUCAGAGGGAGUGGGAGGCUUUGUGCUCCUACCAGGCUGAACCCAGUUCAGUGGCUGUGGCUCAACUCCCAAGCAACAUGGACAAAAACAGACACGCUGAAUCCCUCCCCUAUGAUCACUCUCGGGUGAAGCUGAAGACUGAAGUAAACCCCAAUAAACAGGACUACGUCAAUGCCAGCGUAAUUUUCGAUCACGACCCUCGCCAGCCAUCUUAUAUUGCCACACAGGGACCACUGGCUCACACUGUUGCUGAUUUCUGGCAGAUGGUGUGGGAGAACGGCUGCACGGUGAUAGUGAUGAUGACAGCUCUGGUGGAGGACGGAGAGAAACAGUGCGAGCGAUACUGGCCUGAUGAGGGCUCAUCGCUCUACCACAUUUAUGAGGUGAACCUGGUGUCAGAGCACAUCUGGUGUAAGGACUUCCUGGUGCGCAGCUUCUACCUGAAAAAUGUGCAGACGCAGGAGACCAGAACCUUGACGCAGUUUCACCUGCUGAGCUGGCCGGCUGACGGCAUCCCCACCUCCACACGACCGCUGCUCGACUUCCGCAGGAAGGUGAAUAAAUGCUACAGAGGUCGUUCCUGCCCAAUCAUCGUUCACUGCGGUGAUGGCACUGGCAGGACUGGCACUUACAUCCUCAUUGACAUGGUGCUGAACCGCAUGGCCAAGGGAGUGAAGGAGAUCGACAUCGCAGCCGCACUGGAGCACAUCAGAGACCAGAGGCCUGGCUUGGUCCGCACCAAGGACCAGUUUGAGUUUGCGUUGACAGCAGUAGCAGAGGAGGUGAAUGCCAUCUUGAAAGCCCUGCCACAGUGAUCUGAGGACGCAGUGAGGACAUCUGCAGGCACACUGAAAGAAAUACUCGUGAGGACACCCACAUACCAUCCAGUCAUGUAUGUCUGGCCAUCACUGUAGAUAAGAAUUUGCUCUACCACACUUGGAGCAGUAACUGCUCGUUUUCAGCAUGCAGUAUUUUACCUUCUCGUCAUUGUCUGGGUUUUUGACAUUUCUGGAACAUAAUUAAAUGAUUUAUGACAGGAUGUUAAUAUGGACAAAAGAUCUUUUUUUCACAAAUAUGGCAUAAAUUUGGUCUUUUCUGUCUCAACUUUCUAUCUAAUUAGACAACAGUGAGGCCAUUACAAAAAGUAAAGACUAAAGACUAAAAGACUAAAGAAUAUACUGUGCCCUAGCCACAUUAACUUUUGCCUGAGUCUGACAGGAGAGACUACACUUCUGUCAAUGGUUGUAAUGACAUAAUGUCCUUACAAUAAUAUAUUACAUCUUUGCCUCAUUUGCCCUUUCACUGGACCUGAUGACAUGAAUACCUCAAUUGAUCAAUCAAUAUCACAAGAUAAUUAACCACCAACAAUUUUGUUAAACAUUACAAUUGUCUUGGACCAAUGUUAAAAUAUUGUUAAGUCGCUUCACAAACUUAUCCAAUUUGUAAGACAUCCAUCUGGCUGAGACACAGUAAGGUUUCAAUGUAUUUUUUAACUCUCAGAAUGUGUUGUUUCAUUUCCACCAGAAUACUGUAUGCUACUGUCUAGUGUGUGUUGGUUUCCAGCAGAUUUUUAUUUGUGAGGCUCGUCUUUGCCUUGACAUCAUGAUUGUUGGCUUUAAGCACCGGUCUUUUUGUUACGGAUGCUGUGUGUUGACCACCAAGUACACCUCGCCUUCCCUCGCUCUUUCCGCACACAAAGUGACAUUGUUUGGGUCCUUUUAUCGUCUUACUCAGCGUAUGACCCUGUGAUUAAUGUAAAUAAUUCAUCCCAAUGAUUGUGUUUACUUCAUGUAGCAGACAGAUAGAAAAUAUCUAUAAAAAUGUAUUUUUGACUUGACCUGAAUAAAUUUGUGACGUGAUGCAGCAAAAAAACUAAAAAAAAAA